Molecule: messenger RNA, 1123 nt
Organism: Triticum urartu
Lineage: Eukaryota; Viridiplantae; Streptophyta; Magnoliopsida; Poales; Poaceae
Product: MADS-box transcription factor 23
Biological process (GO): positive regulation of transcription by RNA polymerase II
Cellular component (GO): nucleus
Molecular function (GO): protein dimerization activity; DNA-binding transcription factor activity; RNA polymerase II transcription regulatory region sequence-specific DNA binding
Source: RefSeq, a predicted model, not a curated record
GCAAUGCUUCUUUCCAAACGAACCUCAGGUGACCAACUCCCCACACAGACACACACAUUGCUCUCUUCUUCUCUCAGCUAGUAAGAAAUCUCCGGCUCGCCGGCCAGCGUGGCUUCUCUCUGCUUAGUUAACCUUCUGAAUCUCCGGUUGUACGUCAUGGUCCGGGGAAAGACGGUGAUCGAGAAGAUCGAAAACACGGCGAGCCGGCAGGUGACCUUCUCCAAGAGGAAGAGCGGGCUGUUCAAGAAAGCCAGGGAGCUGGGCGUCCUCUGCGAUGCGCAGGUAGCCGUACUCCUCUUCUCCAACACCGGACGCCUCUACGACUACUCCAGUUCCAACUCCGGGAUGAAAUCGCUAUUGGAAAGAUACCAACAUGUUAAGGAGGGUCAACAGCUCAUGAGUGCAAGCACAGAAGCUAAGUUUUGGCAAGCAGAGGGAGAACGUCUGAGGCAGCAACUACAUAACUUGCAAGAAAAUCAUAGGCAGUUGUUGGGACAACAUCUAUGUGGCUUAGGUUUGGAAGACUUGAGUGGUUUAGAGAAGCAACUGGAAACGAGCCUGCAUAACAUUCGACUAGCAAAGGAUCAACUUAUGAUUGAUGAAAUUGAAGAGUUCAAUAAGAAGGGACACCUCGUACACCAAGAAAAUGUGGAGCUGCACAAGAAACUAAAUAUCAUUCAUCAAGAGAGUAUAUAUUUGCAAAAUAAGCUAAAUGGGAAGCCAGAAGCAAAUGAGGUGAUUACAAGUUCUUCUAGUCGGCGCAGCAUUGCUGCUCGAGAUGGUGCAAAUCUAGUUCAUUUGGAACUCAGCCAACCUCAUCAUGCAGAAAGUCUUUGACUGCCAGCAUAAUGAUGCACAAAUAGGGGGCCAGAAGUUUCAACUAAAAGAUCUUUCAGAUGAUCGACCGGAGGAUUGAUGUCCCAAUUCUGUUCUCAAUCAAAUGCUAGUUGUUGUUACCCGUACGUCUACCCACGAAUUGUACAUAUGAAAUUUGAUUGUGAGAUUUGCAACUUGCUCCAGGUAUUUUAAUUUUUUGUUCUCAAAAUAUGACAAUACUUGUGGCUAGCAAAGGAACAAGAACAUGAUUCCAAACUCUAUAAACAUGCAUUCAUAUCCACGAACA